This is a messenger RNA of Lingula anatina, 4803 nucleotides long. Its product is annotated as KAT8 regulatory NSL complex subunit 2. Gene Ontology annotation, cellular component: NSL complex. The record is from RefSeq and is a predicted model, not a curated record. Lineage: Eukaryota; Metazoa; Brachiopoda; Lingulata; Lingulida; Lingulidae.
AACUGGGUCAAUACCUCGUCUUCGAAACUGGGUUCAGCAGGUAAAUCAGCUCAAUUUCCUGUUAAAUACAACAAAGCCAUGUAUAAGCAACGGGCACAGAUGUUAAAGAGAGUGAAACUUCCAACUGAAGGCCAAUUUUGCAACUAUUCACACAGAAUUUGUAUGCAGAACAGGUUAGAAGGAUAUGAGUACUGCAGCAAACACUUGCUGGAAGAUAAAAAUGCACCCUACAAACAGUGCAACUACAUGUCCAAUAAAAGUGGGAAGAGGUGUCCCAAUGCUGCACCCAAGUCUGAUAGGAAGGACGGUUAUUGUGCAGACCACGCCCGGAAGGCAGCCUACAUUCGUCAGCGCACAAGUCGUAAAGCACGUCCUCGUGAGACACCUGAGACAUUACUUGAAGACAUUGAGCACUAUAAUGAGAUGGGAGGAGGAGGAGGGGAUAACAAAGAGAGCAAAAGACAGAGACCUUCUGCUGACAGUUUGGUCAAUAGAAUUCUAGAUUAUGCCAGCUCCAGUGAUUCAGAUGGAGAGAUGCCAGUAGUGGACCAGGCUUGGAGANAUAUAUAUCAGGAGCACAAGUUAAGAUAUGAGUACUGCAGCAAACACUUGCUGGAAGAUAAAAAUGCACCCUACAAACAAUGCAACUACAUGUCCAAUAAAAGUGGGAAGAGGUGUCCCAAUGCUGCACCCAAGUCUGAUAGGAAGGACGGUUAUUGUGCAGACCACGCGCGGAAGGCAGCCUACAUUCGUCAGCGCACAAGUCGUAAAGCACGUCCUCGUGAGACACCUGAGACAUUACUUGAAGACAUUGAGCACUAUAAUGAGAUGGGAGGAGGAGGGGAUAACAAAGAGAGCAAAAGACAGAGACCUUCUGCUGACAGUUUGGUCAAUAGAAUUCUAGAUUAUGCCAGCUCCAGUGAUUCAGAUGGAGAGAUGCCAGUAGUGGACCAGGCUUGGAGAGGAGACAUGGACAGCGAUGCAGAGAGCAUUGACAGUGAGCAGGAAGACCCACUCAAACAUGCUGGUGUUUAUACUGCUGAGGAGGUUGCCUUGGUAACCAGAGAUAAGCUGAUACGUCUCCAGUCCCUGUAUAUAGACCAGUUUAAACGUCUGCAACAUGUUCUGAAGGAGAAGAGGAGGAAGCUGCUCAUGGCAAAGAGAAUGGAAGCAGAAACCUUAGGAAGUAUCCAUGCAGCAAAGAGUGAUCCCCACCAGAAAGACAAGUACGACAAGCUGAUGGCGCUUAAAAGAUACCACAAGAGGCAUGGAAAGGAGGCACUGUUGCAUAGGCAAUCAAAAGAGAGGCGUAUAGCAGUGUCAGAGGGUGCCAAUUACAAGGCACCUCCACACCCAAAAUGUACACACAUUUCUUCCGGGAACAUCAAGUGUGCUGCCAGGACAGUUCCACUUGCCAAAUUCUGCAUUCAACAUAUACUGGAGGACCCCAAUCAAGUAUUGUUCAAGCCAUGUGGCUGGGGGUAUGGUACCUGUGUGAGGCCAGUGGCAGCUGAGGAGGAAUACUGUGCUCUCCAUAUACAGCUACAAGAGACACAGAACAGACUGAAUGAAAAAGAUGACACCCAGGAUGAAGAAUUUAAAGAAUCUGCAAACUUUGAAAGUGAAAGUGAAAGUAAACCUGAAAUGGAUUGCAGUACAACCAACAUGUUACCAAAGCAACAGCCUUUAGAGGAGGAUGGCACUUCUACCAAGAUGAUCAAAAAAGAGCCAGAAGAAUUUGUUGGACCAGAUGCAAAAGUGCCUAAACUGGAAAUCUUAGAGAACAUACAAGAUGAGAGUUAUGACACAGAAACUGCAGAAGAGGAGAAGCCCUUGGUUGACAAAGAUAGACCUUCCCAGUCCAAGACCCCACCACCAAAAGACAGGCAAGCUUUGGAAAAAGAUGCUGUGGAUGUGGAUUGAGGGGAAUCGUACCAAUUGUGUGGUUUGAAAUGAAUGGUGCCUUUUAUGCAGAUUGAUGGAGACUGGUUUGGUAUGCCAGGAAUAUAUCAAUCCGAUCAAAAGACUUGAUUUUUUUUUACCUCAACAGACUAGACCAUGUUACAGGCAUGAUGAUUUGAUUGGGUGGCAGCAGAACAGUGUUUAUAUUGCAUGGAUAGAUGUUCAAGAGCAAGUAUACAAAAGGAGUUUUAUAUAUAUUUAUAUAUAUAUAUAUAUAUAUAUAUAUAUAUAUAUAUAUAUAUUUGCCCAGAUGUGGACUGUCAUGAACAUUUUUAGGAUAUGUGGACCAAAAAAAAAAAUAAUGUAAAUGCUGUGAAUUGAGGGAAAGGUUACCUAGAUAUGGAUUUAGAACAAAGUUCAACUGCUGUUAAAUAACAGAAAAAUUAAAAUGAUUUGGAUAGAGAAGAACAAAUAAUAAAAUAGUAUGUGAACAAAUUGUGUUAAAUGGCAGUAUGGAAUAAAUCUUGUAGCAGUAUUUGAACUACGUAUUUAAGUAUAAUGUUACCACUUUUGUCAGAGUUAAGAAUUUUAAAUCUCUAUGAAUGUGACUAUAACAUGGUUGUUGCAUCGCAGAUGAUACCUUCAAAAUGGAAGUUAUCUUGAAUCCAGUACAUGUGACGCCUGACAAUUGUGAUGGAAACCCUAAAGCACAAUAUCAUGGUUUAUUUUCAUUUAACGUUGCAUGAAGAAAGAGAGAAAUCUCGAAUCUAAUUUGAAUUUAUCAAGGCACUAAUACUAAUACUUUAUAUCAUAUUAAUGUUUACCAUUUGCAAAAGUUAGUUGACUAUACCUGUGCCUUGGUUUUAUUAAACUGCCAUGGUGAAGAUUUCAUGUGACCAAAUAAUAUUUUAGAAACUUCCACAUACAAAUCAAAUCACAUCUUCCCUGAAGAAGAUGUCCUGAUAGACGUCGAAAUAUUGGAGGUAAAACCUAUCUCAAUAUUAGCUGUUGACUGAAGAAAAAUUCACAUCAUUCUUAUAACUUAACACAGCUGAUGAAAUUCUUCUCUGACAAAUCCCAUCAAUAUUUAGUAAAGAUUAUUCAGAUGUCCCAGUUAUGAUGGUACUAAGUGAAUCUGUCCAUGUAUUUUAUUAAUUUUUAAAACCAAGUUUUAAAGGAUGUUUUCAGUUUUAAAAGGAUCAAAUACGGCCUCAUCUCCAAUUAAAGUUUAAAUCAGCCUCAGUUUAAUUAUGUUAAAUGUCUUAAUUCUGUUUAUUUCGGAUUGGAAAACAAAGAGUCAUCAAUAUAAAACGCUGUAAGUUUUGUGAAUAAACUACCUGUAUGUGAUAUUGAAUAUUCUAGAGCUGUGAAAACUAAACUGCUUUAAUACGGUAAAUUCAUAGUGCCAAUUCUGUGAAUAAACUACCUGUAUGUGAUAUUGAAUAUUCUAGAGCUUUGAAAACUAAAGGUAUCGUGACACUGAACUGUUUUAAGACCAUAAAUUCUUAGUGCCAACCGUGCUGUUGCAACAGCAGGCAAAGAGAAAGGAAUAAUGAAAUAACACUGAAUAAAAUGAUGGAUUACGUGUACCUCUAGAUUAUAUGGUUUAACCUUAAGUUAUAUAAACACGGGAGUUGGGCAUCUAGCCCGGGUGGGUUUGGUAUUCGUAUGGAUUUGCAUCCUCACCCGGGUAGGUAUAUAUUACUUAAAGCUGUGAUGACAGUGGAGUAUUACAUGUAGCUAGAUUUUCACGUUCUCUUAUGUAGAGAUAACAUACAUCAUGCUUCAGAGGCAAAAUAUACCAAAAUGAAUAGUAUCUAAUCAACUGAAACCAAAAGCUAGUGAAUUUAUUCUUACCCUUAAAGAUAUAUAAAAAUGGAUAGUACAGCCGUGUACAUUCCCUUUAAGACAUACAAAUUCCUACUACCAGUUUUAUACACAAGUAAAAUCCAUAUUCCAAAAUAUAACCCACAUCAUUCACCCAAUCAGACAGUAAACGAGGUAUAAUACUGCACUUUAUCCAAAUUUUUCGUCCUAAACUUGACCUUUUUAAUGUGUCACUCUAGUUCGUGAUAAAUCAAAACAUGAAGCAAAGAGAAAUAGUGAUAUGCAAAUUAAAAGCCACCUGCAAGAAAAACAAGCAGUUUAAUAGUGUUUUUGCUCAUUGAAUUAUUAAUUUGUAAUCAAAUGUCUGCUUCUGCACUAUGGGUAACAAAAUUGUUAUUGUUAUUGACCUUCCCCUGCGAAAAUGUGUCUCAUUUAACGCUCACUUAGGUUCUCAAUCUGUCCUAGAACAUAUUGUUAUUUUAAUGAAAAAUAUUCCUUAUCUGUUCUAAGACAUUCUGAAGGAAUUCCCAAAAACAGUUCUCGAACUGGUACAUUCAUUACAGAACAAUUAUAGCAUUAGAACUGUAAAAAAAAUACACUAAAUAUUCUAGAAUAGAUUGAGAACCGUAAAUGAGACAAAUUUUCGCGGGGGGUUAGUGGACUAUAUCCCAGUGGGCCAACGGAAGAGGGAAACCCAUAGCACACAACACAAAACACAUACUUUCUAUCAUAUCAAUGUGUAACGCACUAUCACAUGCUCUCUUCGUUUUUGAGUGCCAUCUGUGUUGCUCUCUUUGUUCACGCGAGGAUUGUCAUCUUUGGCGCCUUUAGUCUCACGUGAUCGUGCGUAUAAAUUGCUUCGUUGACGAAAUUACUUAAUAUAAGUGAAAAUUGAUAUCUUUAUAUGAGCACGUCGAUGUACUUUGUACCUUUCACUGUAAAAGCAUUGUCUCUGUUUUUCAUAGGCAUUUAUGAUUUUGAAUUUUAUUUCUUUCUUCACUACAUAGUCAUCCAGUGCUCCUGUGCAUCUGAUUUUGUUGUCGGGGUACGCUUUGAAAUCCCACUAUCUUAAAG